This is a messenger RNA of Closterium sp. NIES-65, 1344 nucleotides long. The record is from the annotation of a GenBank genome assembly. NCBI's taxonomy places the organism in Eukaryota, Viridiplantae, Streptophyta, Zygnematophyceae, Desmidiales, Closteriaceae.
AUGGUCUUUGCCCCACCAGCCUGCUCCCCUCCCUCAAGUUUUUCCCCGUGGCAUUUGAGGCGCUUGUACGCGCCGACCCGCGCGACGAACGCGCCGAGCAGCGGGACGUCCGCGCCGAGCCGCGCGACGAACGCGCCGAGCAGCGGGACGUCCACGCCGACCCGCGCGACGAACGCGCCGAGCAGCGGGACGUCCGCGCCGACCCGCGCGACGAACGCGCCGAGCAGCGGGACGUCCACGCCGACCCGCGCGACGAACGCGCCGAGCAGCGGGACGUCCACGCCGACCCGCGCGACGAACGCGCCGAGCAGCGGGACGCCCGCGACGACCGCGCCUACCAUUCCGCCCGUAGAUUCCGCUCUCGAGGGCGUUUCGCCCGUCAAUCCCGCUCCCGUGGGCAUUCCGCCCGUCCAUCCCGCUCCCGAGGGCAUUCCGCCCGUCCAUCCCACUCCCGAGGGCAUUCCGCCCACCAAUCUCGCUCCCGAGGGCAUUCCGCCCGCCAAUCUCGCUCCCGAGGGCAUUUGGACCGUCAAUCCCGCUCCCGCGGGAAUUCUCCCCGUCAAUCCCGCUCCCGAGGGCAUUCCGCCCGUCCAUCCCGCUCCCGAGGGCAUUUCGCCCGUCAAUCCCGCUCCCUAUGGCAUUCCGCCCGUCAAUCCCGCUCCCAAGGGCAUUCCGCCCGUCAAAGAACUCAUUCGGAUCCCCUCCUACCCCUUCCCCUGCGCUUCCUCCUCCUUCGGGCCAUCCAGCUCUCCUCCCCCUUCCCCCUCGCUUCCUCCUCCUAAGGGCCAUCCAGCCCUCCCCCCCCUUCCCCCUCGCUUCCUCCUCCUUCGGGCCAUCCAGCCCUCCUCCCCCCUCCCCCUCGCUUCCUCCUCCUUCGGGCCAUCCAGCCCUCCUCCCCCCUCCCCCUCGCUUCCUCCUCCUUCGGGCCAUCCAGCCCUCCUCCCCCCUCCCCCUCGCUUCCUCCUCCUUCGGGCCAUUCAGCCCUCCUCCCCCCUCCCCCUCGCUUCCUCCUCCUUCGGGCCAUCCAGCCCUCCUCCCCCCUCCCCCGGGCGUGCCGCACCAUCCGCCGCAGCCCCUCCGUCGGCGGGUGUGCCGCACCAUCCGCUGCAGCCCCUCCUUUGGCUGGCUUGCCUCCUCACCUGCAGCAGCCCCCGGUCCCGGCUCUCGUGCGACCUUACCGUCGCAGCACCCCUUGGCUGGCUUGCCUCCUCACUUGCAACAGCCCCUUCCCCCCUUCCUCGGCUGACGUGCAACAUCAUCUGCCACAGCGCUCUUCCCCUUGGACGCUUGCUUGUCGAGGUCACCGCUCUACCGGUUCCGUGCUUCAGGGGUUGUUUGGUCUAG